This is a messenger RNA of Hevea brasiliensis (rubber tree), 1839 nucleotides long. RefSeq lists its product as uncharacterized. The record is from RefSeq and is a predicted model, not a curated record. Gene Ontology annotation, molecular function: nucleic acid binding; zinc ion binding. The transcript is spliced from 3 exons. Lineage: Eukaryota; Viridiplantae; Streptophyta; Magnoliopsida; Malpighiales; Euphorbiaceae. Bases 1 to 1839 code for a protein of 612 amino acids.
AUGAAAAUACCUCCUUUUCAUGGCAAGGAGGAUGUCGAAGCCUAUAUUGAAUGGGAGAGGCAGAUUGAGAUGAUUUUUGAGUUCCAUAAUUAUAGUAAGGAGAAGAAAGUUAAGUUGGCAGCAGUUGAGUUCAAAGAUUAUGCAUUGGUUUGGUGGGAUCAAUUACUUGCAAGGAGGAGAAGACAUGGCUUGAGGGGUGUUACUACUUGGGCCGAAAUGAAAGAGAUCUUGAGGGAAAGAGCUGAAGUAGAGGAGGAUGAAGAGGCUACCAUGGUUCAGUUCUUGAAUGGAUUGAAUCCCGACAUUUCUUACAUAGUUGACUUACAAAAUUGUAGAACGGUAGAGCAAAUGAUGCAAAUAGCCAUCAAAACAGAAAAGGAGAUGAAGAGGAAGGGGGCUACCAAAAGUAAAUGGAACACUCAAUCAUCAUACAAUUCGGCUUCCAAUGCACCAUGGAAAUCGAAUUGGAGUGGAACACCUAAAGUGGAAAAAGAUGUGCCAAAAGUGAAGAAGAAGGAGUGGAAAGGAAAAGGGAAGAUGGAAGAAAAAGUAGAAGAGAAAAAUAAGAAGGUGGAAAAUAGAGCAAGGGAUGUGAAGUGCUUCAAGUGUUUGGGAAUGAGGCAUUAUUCUAAUGAGUGUCCAAACAGAAGAGUGAUGUUUAUUAGAGAAGAUGGACAAUGGGAGAGUGGUGAAGAAAAGGCCAAAGAGAGUGCUAGUGAUGAUGAGUAUCUUGAUGAGGGAGAGCAAGCUCCCAUUGAUGGUAAUGUCCUUGUCACUAUGCACACCUUGAGUGCACAAUUCAGUUUGAGUGAUAGAGAUGAGGUGCAAAAGGACAAUAUUUUCCAUACUGGAUGUUUGGUGAAUGAAAAACUAUGUAGUGUGAUUGUGGAUAGUGGUAGUUGCUGCAAUGUUGCUAGUAGCUUAUUGGUUGAGAAAUUGGGGUUGCCUACCACUUUGCAUCCAAAGCCAUAUAGUCUCCAAUGGCUUAAUAAUUGUGGGAAAUUGAGAGUUACCAAACAGGUUGCAGUGUCUUUUAGCAUUAGGAAGUACCAUGUUGAGGUAGUUUGUGAUGUGGUGCCUAUGGUAGCUACCCAUUUGUUGUUGGGCCAUCCAUGGCAAUUUGAUAGAAGUGUGGUUCAUGAUGGGAAAAAGAACAAGUAUACAGUUUUGAAAGAUGGUCGAACCUAUACCUUGCUUCCUAUGUCACCAUCUCAAGUGCAUGAAGACCAAGUGAGGAUCUUAAAAUCAGUUGAGGAAAAGAAAGAUUGGAGAGAAAAUUUGAGAGAGGCCGAGCUUGAUGAGAGGAAAAAUGAGAGGAGAGUGAGAGCAAAAGAAGUAAAAGAAAAAGAAAAAGAAAAGAGUGAGGGCUUAGAGCAAAAGGAGAGUAAAGAGAAGAAAAUGAGUUUGUAUGUGAGAGGAAAAAAAGUGAGGGAAGCCUUACAAGGGAGGAGACCUCUUUGUGUGCUUAUGUACUGGGAGGUGAAUUUAUGUUUAGCUAACAUUGACCAAAACUUGCCUAGUGGUGCUGUUUCUUUGUUGCAGGAAUUUGAGGAUGUACCAGCAUAUAGGAGUAAUUCUAAGGAGACAAAAGAACUACAAAUGCAAGUGGAGGAACUUUUAGCAAAAGGUUUUGUGUGUGAAAGUAUGAGUCCAUGUGCGGUUCCAGUGCUCCUUGUACCAAAGAAGGAUGGGACAUUCAGAAUGUGUGUAGAUUUUCGUGCUAUCAACAAAAUCACGGUAAAGUAUCGACAUCCCAUUACUCGAUUGGAUGAUAUGCUUGAUGAGUUGUUUGGUGCAUGUGUGUUUACAAAGAUUGACUUGAAAAGCGGUUACCAUUAG